AUGAUUGAUGCUGUUGAGGCUAAAUGUGAGCUUUCGAAUAUGAGAGUAACUUUGGUCUCUGUUCCAGUGGUGUUUGAUGCUUUUAGAAGAAACCACAGCAUUGAGAAAGCAACCAAAGUGUUGAGGGAUACUCGUGUAUGCCACUUAGGUCAAAAUAAUACCGAUAUCAAUCGAAUUAGGCAUACUCUUUCUUUUCCUAUAAUGAAAAACAAGCUUAUGUCUAUUAUUGUUAUUUUCACCAUUUGUUUGUUUAAGAUACCUUUUAUUGUUAAACUCGAUGCCAAAUCUAUAGGAAGUAACUUUAGUGAUGCAUUUGUUAUUGGUGCAAUUGUGGAUAUGUCAGCUCGAGUAGGCAAAGAGGCUAGAGUUGCCAUGGAAAUUGCCAUAGAUGAUUUCAGAGCAAAAACGAAUCAAAACUUGACACUUUACACAACAGAUUCAAAAGCAAAUAUUGUUCAAGCAAUCAAAGCAGCUACCUAUCUCAUUGAAACACAUAAAGUGGAGGCGAUUUUAGGGCUACACACCAUGGAAGAAGUGGUUUCAGUUGCAGAGGUAUGUAGUGAAGCACAAGUUCCAACUUUCUCUCUUUUUGACUCAGUUCCUCAAUGGGCACUAGAUCGGUGGGCCCCCUUCCUAUUUCAAGCUUCACCUUCUCAGUUUCCUCAAAUGAAAGCUUUUGUUGCUAUUCUUGAAUCUUACGGAUGGAGUCGUUUUACUUUCAUAUACGAAGAUAUCAAUUCAGCAUCCACUCAAAUCAUUCCACAUCUCAUGGAAGCCAUUAAAGAAUCUAGUACUGUAGAAAUAAGCAGCAUUGUAAAGCUCUCACCUUUAUCCUCUUCUUUUUCAUUGCCAAAAGAACUUGAAAGGAUCAGUAAAGAACAAUGCAGAGUGUUUCUUGUUCAUUCCUCUUUGGAAACAGGCGUUCGCCUUUUCCAAAAUGCAAAGAACAUGGGGAUGAUGGAAAAGGGUUAUGUGUGGAUCACAACAAGUUUAAUCACAGAUCUUCUCCACACUGUAAAUUCCUCUACUUUUUCCACGAUGGAGGGCGUUUUGGGAAUUGGGAGUUUCUUCUCGGAGUUUGAUGAUUUUAGCACAAAGUUUCAGAAAAAGUUUAAACUGGAACAACCUGAAGAAGAAAACAACAUCCCUGGGGUUUUUGCAGCUCAGGCGUAUGAUGCUACAUUGAUUGUGGCCUCUUUACAAUUCGUUGACCAAAAACCAUUUGCAUCACAUAUAUUUCCAAUCAUAAAUGUUAUAGGAAAAUACUAUAGAGAAGUUGGGUUUUGGUCGGAAGGACUCGGUUUUUCUGAGGUUAUUAAUGAAAAAACCACUUAUGACACCUCUUUAAAAAGUUUAGGCUACAUUUUUUGGCCUGGGAAACCGUUGCAUCCUCCAAUAGGAUGGGCUAUUCCUACAAAUGCCAAUCCAUUGCGAGUUGGGGUCCCAACAAUGGCCAUGUUUAAAAAGUUUGUGGAAGUGAAAUAUGAUCAUAAAAAUCAUAAUCUCACUUACAAAGGCUACUCAAUUGAGCUUUUCAAAGAAACCAUCAAACUCUUGCCUUAUUACUUGCCAUAUGAAUUUCAUCCCUUUAAUGGAACCUACGAUUCUCUAGUGGAGCAAGUUUAUUUAAAGAAAUUCGAUGUGAUAGUUGGUGAUGUAUCGGUAGUAUCGAGGCGAUAUAAAUAUGCUGAGUUCACGCAUCCGUAUACAGAAACAGGGCUAGUGAUGAUAGUACCUGUCACAUCGUAUCAUGGACAAUGGUUAUUUGUGAAGCCCUUUACAUUAAGCAUGUGGGCUUUAACAAUUUUAAUCAAUAUAUAUAACGCCUUUGUGAUAUGGCUGAUUGAGCACAAAAACACCCCUGAAAUUGGAGGAUCCGCUUUGAAUCGCACUGGAAUUCUUCUGUCUUUAGCUUUCACUAGAAUGUUCUUCACCAAUGGUGAUGAAGUUCAUAGUAAUUUGACCAGAAUGACAACAGUGGCGUGGCUGUUGGCGGCAAUAAUCAUCGGGCAGUGUUACACCGCUAGUCUCACCAGCAUGCUCACUGUUAAACGGCUGAUACCUAAAGUAGCAGAUUUUGAAACCCUAAAAAAUGGUAAUGCAGUUGUGGGGUAUGGCCAAGGGGCCCACGUUGCCAGUUAUUUGGUGGAUGUUCUUGGUUUCAAGAAUCGAAACAUAAGGCCUUUCACUUCUCCAGAAGGAUACGCACGUGCCCUUAAAAACAGAGAAAUAUCAGCGGUUUUUCUUGAAGCUCCUUUCACUAAACUGUUUCUCGCUAAGUAUUGUAAGAGCUUUAUCACUGCUGGACCUACGUUUGGGGAUGGAGGAUUUGCAUUUGUGCUUCCGAAAGGUUCUCCAAUGGUGGCUGAUUUUACUAAAGCGUUGUUGAACGUGUCUGAAAGUGGGACUCUACAAGAGAUAGAGAAGAGAAUGAUUGGUUCUGAGAAAUGUGUAGAGAUGGAUUCGGAUCAUGAUGAGUAUGAAAGUUUGGGUCUUGGUAGCUUUUGGUCACUUCUUGUUUUGACUAGUGGGACUUCGACUAUUGCUCUUAUAAUCUAUGUUGUUAUUAGCUUGAGGGAUUAUUGCCGGAUCGAACAGAAAAGUGCUUGGACAUUGGUGUGGACAAACUGGAAAAAAGAAGAACAAUCAUUAUGUUCAAAUAGCACCACCAUGAUGGGGAUGCCAUUCAUGCACAUGAUGGACAUCAACAAGAACAAUUCUCACCAUGCUGUCAUGUGACAAAUGGAUCACAUGAGGUCAGCUAUAUCUACCAACCUUUUUAUAAAGGUAUGCAGAUGGAUUGGGCUUUCUGGGCUUUUAUGGAUUAGAUUUGGAUCGGGCUCUAGAUGUCAUUGGAUCAGGAUCUUGGAGCUUUGCAGAGGUUGCAAAUAUUUUGGUAGGACGGGUCCUCAAUUUGGCUUUAUCUAGGAUAUUUUUUUUGAUAGAUUUGGGCUGGUU
Molecule: messenger RNA, 2958 nt
Organism: Lactuca virosa
Lineage: Eukaryota; Viridiplantae; Streptophyta; Magnoliopsida; Asterales; Asteraceae
Source: the annotation of a GenBank genome assembly